Mytilus trossulus (common blue mussel) is the source of this 1410-nucleotide messenger RNA. RefSeq lists its product as uncharacterized. The transcript has a single exon. The record is from RefSeq and is a predicted model, not a curated record. NCBI's taxonomy places the organism in Eukaryota, Metazoa, Mollusca, Bivalvia, Mytilida, Mytilidae. Bases 1 to 1410 code for a protein of 469 amino acids.
AUGAAACAUUGUGACUGUCGAAAAAUUGCUAUUAUAGAAGAAGCUGCAGAAGGUAUUAAAGAAUCAAAGCAGACAACUGAUUUUUUGCAGCUGAUUUUGCACUGGAAAAAUGUGCUAGAAAAAUCUAUUGAAGACACAGAAAAAAAUAUGUCUGCAGUUGCAAUUAUAGGGAACAAUUUAGUGUUAGAAAUUGAAAGCUUAAAGAAAGAUGUAAACGAGCACAUUGACAGACUAGAGAUAGCAGUCAAGGACGAACUAACGACAAGAAAAGAGGAAAGAGUAACAAAACUGACAGACAGAGGGACUAAAGUGUCCAGCUUAAAGUCUAUAGUAGAUAAUUGGCACAACAUUUACAGAACAUGUAUUCAUGAUGGAUCAGAAAUUCAUUGUUUGAUUGAAAUUAACAAAAUGAUACUGAUGAAAGAAAAAAUGGCUUCUGAAAUACACACUGCUACAUCACACAUUGAUGAAAAAUCAUUUCGUUUUGAACGAAACCAGAUCGUAAAAUACUUACAAGAAAAUGUAAGGUCUCUUGGUUUUAUUAAUAUUGUCAAUACAAAACCGAGUACGGGUCUCCGUUUGGAGCCUCUUUGUGAUUCUUUUUCUGAAAGUUUUGUACACAUGCCCGAAACCUCCAAUUUCCGGAAAGGGACGAUAAACAAACUCUUUACUCUUUACAUAGGAGAUAAUGACAACAAUGAAGUGAGAGGAUUAUUUACUGAAGAAUUCAUUUUCAUAAGUAGCUAUAAAACAGAUAAACUUUUGAAGUUUGAUCUUAAUGGUAAGUUUCUGUGUGACCGUAAAUUCAAAGCAAGGUCAUGGUGUGUCACAGAAUUUCGAGGGGACGAGUUAGCGUUGAUAUUUGGAAGUUCAAAAGAAAUUCAUUUUUUAAAUGUUUACACAUUGGUGAUCGAAAGGAAGAUCAACCUCGCAGUUUCUGUUAAUCUUUUACGAUACAUAAGUGAAAACGACCAAUUCGUUGCUACAUGUUCAAUGGGCAGAAGUAUUUUUUGGUUAAAUGCAAUUAGCGGUGAAAAAAUAAAAGAAGAAACAGCAUCGAAAAAUCAGCAGGUUCAUUAUAUUUGUGCAUAUGGAAGCAACGGUUAUGUGUUCACCAGUGGCUGGAAUGACAAUAUUUCUUUGUUGGUAAAUAAUAGAAUUAAAUAUACUUACAAUAACAAAGACAUAUCCCGUUCAAGAGGAGUUGACAUAGAUUUCCAUGGAAACCUUUACCUUUGUUGUCCCAACAGUGUACAUCAAAUCUCACCAUUAGGAGAAUUGAUCAGAAAAAUUCCAUGUGAAGAUAUUGGCACUAGCAAUCCAUGUGCUAUAAGAUUCAAACAGAACAGUAAUUUAUUCUUGUUAACCUCAUUUGACUCCGGGAAAGUUGUUGUUGCAGAAAUAUGUUAA